Molecule: messenger RNA, 3410 nt
Organism: Megalops cyprinoides (Indo-Pacific tarpon)
Lineage: Eukaryota; Metazoa; Chordata; Actinopteri; Elopiformes; Megalopidae
Gene: strn4
Product: striatin, calmodulin binding protein 4
Exons: 18
Coding region: 146-2431 (761 amino acids)
Cellular component (GO): dendrite
Molecular function (GO): protein-containing complex binding; protein phosphatase 2A binding; armadillo repeat domain binding
Source: RefSeq, a predicted model, not a curated record
UCUCGAUGAGCGCUUGCAUUUCUCUCGUGAGUGAAAAAGAAAGAGAGAGAGAGAACUAGUGGCUGGUAUUCCGGGAGAGGGGGUAUAUUGUCAUUCUCCCUGUUUAUACUUGCCCCCUUAUCCUGGUAACUACUCGUACACUAAAAUGGACGGGGAAAGGUCCGGUGGCGUAGCGGGCGGAACGAGCCCGAAUCCUGGAGGAGGGAGCGGCGUGGGGCGCAAUCCGAACGGGCCGAAAGCUGUGUCGGGGCCAGCGACGGCAGCAGCAGCGGCCGCCGCGGCUGCAGCUGGGGCGAUGGCCGGUUCCUCUCAGCCACGGGAGCCGCAGGACGGCGAAGCGGGCCUCUCGCUGCCAGGGAUUUUGCACUUCAUCCAGUAUGAGUGGGGACGCUUCCAGGCCGAAAAGUACCGCUGGAAAGCUGAGAGAGACGAACUCUUGGCACAGGUGGCCUUCCUGCAGAGUGAGAGGAAAGGCCAGGAGAACAUGAAGCAGGACCUGGUGCGCAGAAUCAAGAUGUUGGAGUAUGCGCUCAAACAGGAGAGAGCCAAGCACCAGAAACUGAAGGCAGGCAAUGAGCAGAACCCUGGAGAGAAGAAACCAGAGACAGAGUCUGAGCAAGUUCCCAAUGGACCAGCAGAGCCUGACUCAGAGCCAGCCAAUCAGAUGUCUUGGAAGGAGGGGCGUCAACUGCUGCGCAAGUAUCUGGAGGAGGUGGGCUACUCGGACACCAUCCUGGACAUGCGCUCCAAGCGGGUGCGCUCUCUCCUGGGCCGGAGCAGUCCUGAGGCCAAUGGGCCGCCGCCAGAACCAGAACCGCACGGAGCGGGGGAGUCCCUGCUGGUCCGACAGAUCGAAGAACAGAUCAAGAGGAAUGCUGGGAAGGAGAGCUCGAAGGAGCGCAUGACUGGCUCAGUGCUGGACAAGCUGCCGUUCCUGCACGGCUGUGAGGAUGAGGACGAGGACGACAGCGACGAAGAAGACGACUUCCAGGGCAUGGCCACUGACUGCAUCGAUGGACCGCGCAAGAAUAAGAAGCCCAGAGUCAAGCUGGGCGCAGAGCCCAUGACGGCUGACCUGGACCCCGAGGAUGAGGAGGAUGAAGAUGACUCAGAGGACGCCCUGAGCGAGUUUGACUUCCUGGGGUCGGGGGAGGAGGGCGAGGGAGCAGGGGAGGCCCGGAUCUCCGGGGACGGCCGGGAGUUGGAGAACCGCAGGAACAAGCUGCAGGGCAUGAUGUCUGAUUUCCCCUCCAAACCCUCCCCGCCCCCCACUGUCCCGGGACAGUCUCGUUCUGGUGAAGGGGGUGCUCUCGGCUUCUCCUCAGAUGUCUUCAUCCUGGACACAGUGGCGGGCGGAGACAUAAACCUUGGCGAGCUGGCUGACCUCACCGUUGCCAAUGACAAUGACCUCACCAUUGAUCUGCAGGACAGCCGGGAGGAGUUCAAGAAGACGUGGAACCCGCGCUUCACACUGCGCAGCCACUUUGAUGCCAUUCGCGCGCUGACCUUUCACCCCAGCCAGGCCGUGCUGCUGUCGGCCUCUGAAGACGGCACGCUCAAACUGUGGAACCUCAACAAAGCCAUGCACUCCAAGAAAAAUGCAGCGCUGGACUUUGAGCCUAUCUACACCUUCAGAGCCCACAGUGGGGCGGUGCUGUCCCUGGCCAUGGGGGAGGAUGGCGAGUCAUGUUUCAGCGGGGGCUUAGAUGGCUCUGUCCGUUGCUGGAAGAUUCCUGAUCUCAACGUGGACCCCUACGACAACUACGACCCGGGGAUUGAGAGCAGUGUUCUGGCGGGACAUGAGGAUGCCGUUUGGGGCCUGGCGUACUCUGUCCCACACCACCGCCUGGCCUCCUGCUCUGCUGAUGGGACGGUACGCAUUUGGGACCCCCAGAACUCCGCCCCCUGCCUCUCUGUUUUCAACAAGGAGAAGGAGCACGGGACCCCGACUUCGGUGGCCUUCGUCAACUCUGCCCCCUCCCAGGUAGUGGUGUCCUUUGACAGCGGUGAGACGCUGCUGUACGACCUUAACACAGAGCAAAGCAUCAUGACCCUGGAGACCCAGACCAAGGAGGGCAGUGAGCUGAUUAACCGUGUGGUCAGCCACCCGUGUCAGCCCAUCUCCAUUACUGCCCACGAGAACCGCACCAUCCGAUUCCUUGACAACCAGACGGGUAAAGUGAUUCACUCAAUGGUGGCUCACCUGGAUGCGGUCACCUGCCUGACGACUGACCCCAAAGGCACAUACCUCAUCUCCGGCAGCCACGACUGCUCGGUGCGGCUGUGGACGCUGGACAACCGGACGUGCGUGCAGGAGAUCACGGCCCACAGGAAGAAGCAUGAUGAGGCGAUCCACGACGUGGCCUUCCACCCCUCCCAGCCGUUCAUCGGCAGCGCCGGAGCCGAUGCCCUCGCCAAAAUCUUCGUCUGAGGGCUCCUUUCCCCUCCCCCUCACAGCAGCAGGAAUGGGAUGACAUGGCAUUACCAGAAAUCUCCCUCACACACACACACACACACACACCCUACUUCUGCAUACCCACUACACUCUAGCCGGUCAGUUUGAUAUCAAUAUUACUGCUUUUACUACUACCAGUGUUACUGCUACUAUUACAAGUAAGAGGUCUGCUGCACUACUGGCUAACUUCUUUUCAGCUGAAUCAUUGCUCAAGGUGUCAGAGCACUGCGUGUCCUACCUACCUACUGAUUGUCCUCACACUACAGGGUAGAGAGAGAGAAAGAUGGUAGGGACUUCCUAAACACGGAAACAGAGGGUUGGACACAAGGGCUUAGACACCCAGAUAAGAGCCUGUGUUGGGAGAUGAGAUGUUGAGAUUGCCAGGUGCAGUCGUCAGUAAGUGUUGCUAAAUGCCUGCUGCAAAUGCACCCCUUUACACCCUGUGGUUGUAGUAAGCAGCCUAAAGUGUAAAGAAAAGGAACAUUUCAUUCCAAAGCCUGUUGGUCAAUACUGAAAGCUCUUCUCAGCCAGUACUGGGGAAACAAAACAGCCUUAGUCAAAGACAUGCUGCCAAAACACAAAACCUGAAUGUUUAUGCCGAAAAUCUCAGUCCCAUAUUUCACAGGAGGGGCAGGUUGGAACAGAUCGACCCCCAGGUUGAAAGAGAGUGGGCAGGGAUUGGUAGAGGGAAGGAAGAGUACAGGGCGGGGCCACUAAAACCACAUCCAUCUCCUCGCCCCUAUGCCCAUCUGCCUCUCGGAAGUACAUUUCCCUAGCUGAACCUGCCCACCCACACAAGCCCCAGGCAAUUCUGCUCGAACAGUCGAUCUAGGAUCAGCUCAGUCAGCCCUGAUCCUGACUCCAACCAUUUCUUGUUAAAAGCUAAAUCUGAUCCUAGGUCACUGUAUUGGAGCAGAAUUCAUCUUCACAAGCCCAUGGUGUCGGCUCAUUUUUC